This is a messenger RNA of Tetrahymena thermophila SB210, 864 nucleotides long. Its product is annotated as poly(ADP-ribose) polymerase domain protein. The record is from RefSeq and is a predicted model, not a curated record. The transcript has a single exon. Gene Ontology annotation, molecular function: NAD+ poly-ADP-ribosyltransferase activity. NCBI's taxonomy places the organism in Eukaryota, Ciliophora, Oligohymenophorea, Hymenostomatida, Tetrahymenidae.
AUGAAUGAAUACAAGAUAGUUUUUAUAGUUUUAUUUCUUUAUGGCUGCUAUAAUUUGAAUUACUUCUAUAAUUAAAACAUUUUGAAUAAAUUAAAUGUUUCUUUCUAUUUAGUAGUAAUUUGCUUUGCUAUUUAUGGCUUCUUUUAUAUAGGUAGCGAUAGCAAUAUAUAAUCAACUAGAAGUCAAAAAUAAUCAAACAAUAUUUAAAAUAAUUAGAAAAAUAAAAUAAAUAACCUUUAAAAUGAGGUAAAAAUUAUUAAAAUAUCUCAAGAUAAGUAUGAAACAAUACUUAAAAAAUUAUAAUUUGAUGACCAAGUUCUUUAAAAUAGCAAAUUCUCCCUGGAAAGUAUUUACAAAGUAAAAAAUAAAGCAAUUAAGAAGAGAUUUCUAGAGUACUAAAAAAAUAAGACAGAAAAAGUUAAACUUUUUGGAUAAUGCGGUCCUGCUUAUACAAAUUUUGGAUAUCAUGGAACUAAAAAAACAUGUGUUGGAUUUGAAAAAAUUUGCACUAUAAAGGAUGAUUGUCCUUUCUGCAGUAUUCUAACGUUUGGGUUUAGAAACGCAUUUUCAGGCAAAAGCAUGAGUCUUAUAUUAAGAUAUGGAAAAGGUACAUACUUUAGUCCAAAAUUAUAAAAAGCUCUCAAUUAUUGCCAGUCAGAUUAAAAAAUAAUAUUAGCAUGUAAAAUAGUAAUGGGUCGUGUUUUUAAGCCAUCUUGCAUCGAUGAUUAUUUUAUGUAAUUUGAUGGAAGUAAGUAUGAUUGUAUUGAUGCAGAUCCUCAAUAUACUAUUGAUAUUAGAGAUCCAGAAAUAUGCAUUAAAAAUGAGAAAGCUUGUUUACCAAAAUAUAUCUUAGUUUUUAAAUGA